Lolium rigidum is the source of this 779-nucleotide messenger RNA. RefSeq lists its product as uncharacterized. The record is from RefSeq and is a predicted model, not a curated record. Gene Ontology annotation, biological process: mRNA processing. Bases 22 to 390 code for a protein of 122 amino acids. Lineage: Eukaryota; Viridiplantae; Streptophyta; Magnoliopsida; Poales; Poaceae. The transcript has 2 exons.
CCUCCUCCCCGCGGAUCUCCCAUGGCCGCCGCCGCCCCGGCCCGCAGGCUCCUCCUGAGCCUGCGCCUCGGCAACCCGCCGCCGCUCCCAGUCCCGCUCCUCUCCCACAUCACGCCGCAGCUCCUCCCGCAUCAGCCCCCCCCGCCGGCCCCGGCGGCUCCACUCCCCGGCUCUCCGGCGGCAAGCCCGGACCCGAAGCUCCGGGACCUCCUCUUCGCCUUCCACCCCGCCGUCCACAUAUACCCGUCCCUCGUCGACCCCAUAGGAGGGGACGACGUGUGUGAGGGCGGGGCGGAGGUGUGGGCGGACAGCGUGAAGAAGAAGCGGAAGCGCAAGAUGAACAAGCACAAGCUCCGCAAGCUCCGGAAGCGCCUCCGCCGCCAGACAUGAGCGCUGCACUGCAUCCCGGCUCGAGGAUUGUAAGUGCAAGGGGCGAUGCUGUUGCCACACUGGAUACAAGCUGAUUCUUUUACCAGUUUAUUUGUUUGGUUAUAGGAGUAGCCAGUUGAGAACCAGAAAGCAAUUGCUGUGACCAGGCAUGCACGUAGAAACUCAGCUAGUACUGUAAUGGCAAUGAGCCAGAAGCCGUCUGUUUCAUUUCUAGCUUUCUGGCCAAUAAAGCUUCAAAUGCUGGUCUAACUCAUUUGUACUGUUCUUCUCCAAGAUCAAUGCUAUAACCCCAGUAGAACUAGUUGUGUCUUAAACACCUCAUAUGUCGAUUUGAGUUGGCAUGAAUUUGUGUAUGCUAUUAUUCCCAGUUUUACUGCCUUGACUGGUAA